Molecule: messenger RNA, 1215 nt
Organism: Syzygium oleosum
Lineage: Eukaryota; Viridiplantae; Streptophyta; Magnoliopsida; Myrtales; Myrtaceae
Product: peroxidase 4-like
Exons: 3
Coding region: 61-1014 (317 amino acids)
Biological process (GO): response to oxidative stress; hydrogen peroxide catabolic process
Molecular function (GO): heme binding; peroxidase activity
Source: RefSeq, a predicted model, not a curated record
GUUAGAGAGCUCGCUUUCACAGUCACGAGUCCAAAUUUAUCUCUCUCUCUGUCUCCCCAAAUGGCCUCUAAUAUCAGCUUCCUUACUGUCGCCGUCACUAUUGUAUCCCUUCUCGUGUGCCCUGCGAAUGCCCAGCUUUCACCGAACUUCUACGGAAGAACAUGCCCGAAUGUUCAGGGCAUCGUUCGCAAUGCGAUGACGCAAGCCGUUCGAAGAGAGGCAAGAAUGGGCGCUUCGAUACUUCGCAUGUUCUUCCACGAUUGUUUCGUAAACGGAUGUGACGCAUCGGUUCUUUUGGAUGACACGGUCACCUUUACCGGAGAAAAAACUGCUCGGCCAAACCAAAACUCUCUUAGGGGAUUCGAAGUCAUUGACACCAUUAAGUCCCGCGUUGAAACUGCCUGCAAUGCUACUGUUUCUUGCGCGGACAUCCUUGCACUCGCUGCUCGAGACGGCGUUGUCUUGUUGGGAGGACCAUCAUGGACGGUGCCUCUAGGGCGGCGAGAUGCAAGGACCGCCGGUCUAAGCGGUGCCAACAGCCAAAUCCCGUCGCCUUUCUCCAGCCUCGCUGCCCUCAUCUCCUCCUUCGCCGCCCAAGGACUCAAUGCCCGUGAUAUGACCGCCUUGUCAGGGGGCCAUGCCAUUGGCCUGGCCCGGUGUAGCUCCUUCCGGACCCGCAUCUACAACGACACCAACAUCGACGCUAGCUUCGCUACCACCCGGAGGACUAACUGUCCCGCCUCUGGAGGCGACACCAACCUCGCGCCCCUCGACCAAACCCCGAACCGGUUCGACAACAACUACUACCAGAACCUUGUGGCACGGCGUGGGCUCCUCCAUUCGGAUCAAGAACUGUUCAAUGGAGGAUCGCAGGACGCGCUCGUCAGGACUUACAGCAAUAACUAUAGGGCUUUUACAAGUGAUUUUGCGGCUGCGAUGGUGAAGAUGGGUAAUAUCAGCCCGCUCACCGGAACAAAGGGAGAGAUCAGAAGGAAUUGUAGGGUGGUGAACUAAUGUUGAAUGCACCAAACAAACAAACAAAAUUAAGUAAGCUGGAUUUUGCUAAGUGUUAUGAAUGUUUAAUGUAUGUCUAUCUCCUCUGCAUAUUUCUUUUCCUGUUUUCAAUAAGAAUCAUGCUUGUGAAGGGUUUGGUCAAGAAGUUGACAAGUUGUAUUGCUUUGUUUCUGAAUAUAUGUAUUCAGACAUCAAAUCCAA